Molecule: messenger RNA, 1716 nt
Organism: Euleptes europaea (tarantolino)
Lineage: Eukaryota; Metazoa; Chordata; Lepidosauria; Squamata; Sphaerodactylidae
Gene: BMI1
Product: BMI1 proto-oncogene, polycomb ring finger
Biological process (GO): negative regulation of transcription by RNA polymerase II
Cellular component (GO): PRC1 complex
Molecular function (GO): promoter-specific chromatin binding
Source: RefSeq, a predicted model, not a curated record
AUGGCGGUGCUCGCUUCGCUUUCGGCGGGUCCCUCUUGCAUUGGCGUUUCCGAAUGGGGGUGUCGAGGGAGCCGCGGGACCGGGCCGUUCACCUGGGCCGGGGCGACCCUUCAGGGACUGGCGGCCCGGUCCGAUCGCCCCCUGUUCCCGGCCCCGCCGGCCCUUCCCGGCCUCCAGCUCGACGGUCCCACCCGGAGAGCCCUCUCUCCCCCACCCCAGCCCCAGCCUGGCGGGCGAAGGCAGCUCCGGGGACCCCGAGAGCGGCUGGGAGGGGAAGCCGGCGGGGCGGGCGCGGGCGCGGCGGCUCUUCGCCCCGAGUCGACGUGGAGGAGGCCCCCGAGAGGAUCCGACAUGGCCGAGAGGAGGUUCGGGAGGAGCCUCCGGCUGCUCGGCUGGCGCGGACCCCGGCGCUGGCUCGCCUGCCCCCCUCCCUCCGCAUUGGGAGGGAGGGAGGGAGGGAGGGGGAUCUGCCUCCCCCCAGCAGCCAAGGAGAGCCCCUCUUCCCCGGCCACGCCUCCUGCCACGCCCCCGCGGCUGCACGCCCCCCCCCCCCGACGAGACGCCCCCCCCCCCGCGCCUCCUGCCUCCCCGGCCCGCCAACUUCCCCCCCAUCUCCCCCUCGGGCAGCCCCCUCGGCAGCCUCCCAGCCCCCGAUCCGGGCCCCCCUCCCCCCCCGGCGCGCUCCGGGAGGUGGCAGGAUGCCAAGGGGCCGCCCGGACCGGCGCAGACAUGCAUCGCACCACCCGCAUCAAGAUCACCGAGCUCAACCCCCACCUCAUGUGCGUGAUCUGCGGGGGCUACUUCAUCGACGCCACCACCAUCAUCGAGUGCCUCCACUCCUUCUGUAAGACGUGUAUCGUGCAUUACCUGGAGACCAGCAAGUACUGUCCGAUUUGUGACGCCCAAGUUCACAAAACCAGGCCGCUUUUGAACAUCAGGUCAGAUAAAACUCUCCAGGACAUUGUGUACAAGUUAGUGCCAGGCCUUUUCAAAAAUGAAAUGAAAAGAAGAAGAGAUUUCUACGCUGCUCACCCAACUGCUGCUGAUGCUGCCAACGGCUCCAAUGAAGACAGGGGAGAAGUCGCAGACGAAGACAAACGCAUCAUAACAGAUGACGAGAUAAUAAGUUUAUCCAUUGAGUUCAUCGACCACAAUAGAGUGGAGCGGAAAGGCACAAAAGAGAAAGAAAAAUCCAAAGAGGAGGUGAACGACAAGCGGUAUCUUCGCUGCCCAGCCGCUAUGACUGUGAUGCAUCUGAGAAAGUUUCUCCGGAGUAAGAUGGACAUACCCAACACUUUCCAGAUCGACGUGAUGUACGAAGAGGAGCCACUGAAGGACUACUACACGCUCAUGGACAUCGCCUACAUUUACACAUGGAGAAGGAACGGGCCCCUCCCUUUGAAGUACCGGGUCCGGCCGACCUGCAAGCGGAUGAAGCUGGGGGGCCACCCCCGCGAGGGCUUGAAUCACAGUGGCGAGCUGGAAAGUGACUCUGGGAGCGACAAGGCCUGCAGCCCCGCCGGGGCCGCCCCGUCCACCUCCUCGUGCCUUCUCAGCCCGCCCGCCUCGGUCCAGUCGCUGCACCCGCAGUUCCCGCACAUCUCCAGCACCCUGAACGGCGGCGGGGGCAGCCCCGGCAGCAACCACCACCCGCCCUUCACCAACCGAGCGCGGAAGGCCUCCCUCAAUGGCUCUUCAGCCACCUCCUCCGGCUGA